AUGGAGUCGGCCAGUAAAGUAAGAGAUAGCCGGAGUGGCGACCUUAUGGAUGAGGAGACUAAGGAAGCAGUCUCUGGUAAUUCAGGGGGUUAUUCAGGGCUUAGAGAUAGAAUGCAUGACUAUCAUGAGGAAGAUGAAAUGAGUGAGAAUGUUGAAUGCAAUGUUUUUGAAAUUAAUGUUGACUUAGGCCUAGAGAGUGAUAUGGGUGGUGUAAACCUCACUAGCAAUUCGGAACCAAGUUCUAGGGUGGAGUUUGAUGGUGUUGAACAUGUACAUGCAACUAAGGACUCAGAAUAUGAUAACUCUGACUCUUUGCAUAGUCAAGAUAACUCUGGUGAUCUAGGUGUUUGUUUUAGAAAAAGAUGGCCAGAAUUUAACAAUCGGACAGAUAUCGAUAAUCCCAAAUUAGCAAAAGGGAUGGUGUUCUCUAGUAGAGAGGCAUUGAAGGAAGCAGUGAGGCAGUAUGGAAGAAACAGUAGAUACAAUGUAAAGUUUGUAACGAAUGAUAAGAAUAGAGUUAAAGCUAUGUGUAGAGAAGGUUGCCCAUGGGUGGUUUGGGGAUCAAAAUUUAACCCCAGAGAUGACUUGGAUAAGACUUGGCAGAUUAAAACCUAUCAGGAUGUUAGGAGUGAUUUCAAUUUGCUAGUGUCAUUGAGUAAGUGUCACAGGGCCAAACUUAUAGCUUUAGAGUUGGUCCUAGGGAAUGCAAAAGAACAAUAUGCAAAAAUAUAUGACUACUUGGAAGAACUUAGGAAAACCAAUGUAGGAACCACCACAAUUUGUCACCUAGAUUGUAGAUUAUUCCUGAGGAUGUAUGUUUGCAUGCAAGCUUGCAAGAAUGGAUUCAAAUCUGGCUGUAGACCUAUCAUUAGUCUUGAUGCAUGCUUCUUGAAAGGAUAUUAUGGGGGACAUUUAAUGGUGGUUGUGGGUACUGAUGCCAAUGAGUGUUUAUAUCCACUUGCAUUUGCUGCUGUUGAGAGUGAGAAUCUUGAGUCUUGGUGCUGGUUCAUCCAAUCACUGAUACAAGAUUUUGAGAUUGUUAACUCCUAUAUAUCAUUGGGACUUGUGAAUGCCUUACUUGAGUUGGUGCCAAAUGCUGAGCAUAGAACUUGUGUAAGGUAUUUAUACACCAACUUCAAGUCUCAAUCUACUAACAAAAGGAAAGCAUUGAAGGAUUGCCUGUGGAAAGCUACCAGAGCAACUUACUUAAAAGAGUAUGAGGAUGCAAUGCUGGAAAUAAAGAAUUUAUCAGAGGUUGAUAAAAAGUGGUUAGGAAAGCCAGAGCAAAUGUUCCAAGGCAAUUUGCAAGUCAACUUUAAUGGUUUGUAA
This is a messenger RNA of Dioscorea cayenensis subsp. rotundata (Guinea yam), 1329 nucleotides long. RefSeq lists its product as uncharacterized. Lineage: Eukaryota; Viridiplantae; Streptophyta; Magnoliopsida; Dioscoreales; Dioscoreaceae. The record is from RefSeq and is a predicted model, not a curated record. The transcript has 6 exons. The coding region runs from base 1 to 1329 and encodes 442 amino acids.